GUACUUCACAUAAUCGACUAAGAAUCUGAACUUACUUACCUCUAAAAAUUUCAAAGUGUGAUCAUUAUGAAGUGUUCUACUUUUAUUGCACUCUUCUCAUUUAGUUUCGCUGUCAUCGCAGACUUCGACAUGUACCAUGGCAAAUGGAUGGUUCUUGGAGAAUUCGAAGUGGAUCGCGAUAUAUGGCAGAUUUUCCAGACCGAUCCCAACUGUGACCAAGCUUGGAAUACCCCGGUAACCGAUGACAGUUAUGAUGUGAGUGGGAACAAGCUUGGUGUCCGCUGUGUGGGCAGUGGAUGUGAUGGUAGUAAUGAUCCUUGGGAUAUUGAUCUUGUGGAAAUGCAUUACUCAAACAACCCCCUUUAUCACUGGACCAUCUAUAAAAAUCGCGACAGUUAUGCAAUGAUUGGUCUCGACGGCAGAGUCUACGGCAACUGCGAUCCAUUUCCUUCAGUCAGCUAUUACUGUCCACAAUUCGCAUCAUGGAUACGUGGCGACCGCAAGUUCCGCUGCUACACCCAGUUCACUGCCGCACAGAUCAAUGAAGGAAGAAACAACCACUAGGUAGCUUCACUGCCGGAGGAAUUGCAUUUUGAGACAGAGACAACUUGAGCUGGAUUGGCAGUACAGCUGUUAUCUUAUCUUGGGGUUAUUUUGUUCCUUGAACUUCGCUCUCCUACUUGGCAUACAUUUAGCUUUAUAUAUUGGUAUCACGGUGCCUGAUUAGUUAGUACCUGGUUGCCAGACGCUUGCAGAGCUUCCCAUAUACAGUUGAUCAAUCUAGGCGCGAUAUUAAACUCAAGAUGACUUAGUUCAAGAGCAG
Messenger RNA from Pseudogymnoascus verrucosus, 823 nucleotides. RefSeq lists its product as uncharacterized. The record is from RefSeq and is a predicted model, not a curated record. The transcript has 2 exons. Bases 67 to 564 code for a protein of 165 amino acids. NCBI's taxonomy places the organism in Eukaryota, Fungi, Ascomycota, Leotiomycetes, Thelebolales, Thelebolaceae.